This is a messenger RNA of Chara braunii, 3513 nucleotides long. NCBI's taxonomy places the organism in Eukaryota, Viridiplantae, Streptophyta, Charophyceae, Charales, Characeae. The record is from the annotation of a GenBank genome assembly.
CGCUUCAGUGAACCUAUCAGCGAGCGGGCACGAUGUCGCGAAGUCAAUCUCGGGUGUUUGAGGAUGGGGGGGAGGACGAGAAUCUGAAGGCGCAGAAGAAGUGCUGCGUGUACAAGUACAUCAGCGUGGGACAGAAUCUCAGCGAGAGAUUCCGCGGCAAUCGCAUGUUGAAGUGCGUUUUCUGCGGCCACGAGUUCCAGGGCAACCAGUUCGUGGCAGCGCGCCAUUUCCUCCAGGGCAAGGGAUGUCCGGAAGUGACAGACGAUGCACUUGUCGACAUCCACUAUAACAGUGAGUAUCGCGGCAAUCGCAUCCUAGAGCGGAUACAGCGAUUUGAGGACCUUCACGGUGCGGCGCCUGCGGUGGAUCCGCAAUGGGACGAGGGGGGGGAGGGAGAGAUGAGGGACGAGGGGGAGCAGAUCAAUGUGGACGACGACGACCAGGAGGUUGCACAGGCGGGGUCGUCAAGGAGGGAGCGAGGGAAGGGCGUUGUCAGCGAGCCGAGGGGGCAGCAGGGCCAGUACUUUGCGUUGGCGCACGUGUCGGUUCGUGCACGGGCAGGUGCGGAUACGCCUGAGGCAAGUGCAUCUACGGGGAAGAGGAAGGAGAGAGAGGAGGGGGACAGACCGACGGCAGCAGCCGCAGCACAGAAGAGGAUGAGGCAGAAGACGAUCACGGAGUCGUUCACUUCAAAGUGGCAGAUGGUGUUCAAGAAGAAGUGGCUGCGGUUUGUGUACAGUCAGCGCCUGGCGUUCAACGUCUUCCGGAGCGAGCCAUGGUUGGACGUCGUCCGACACUUCAGGGACUUGCCGGGGCCAGUGAAGGUGUUGUGGCUUUCAGAGAAUGAGAUCGCGGACAUAGAGACCAUUGUCCACACGGCGGACGAUGUGGGAGAUGAUCUCGUGGAGGUCAAGGCUCCUUUCUAUGUCACGGGGGCCACCAUUAUGUCAGACGGAAGGAAGUCACGCGAUGCUAGACCCAUCGUUAACUUCCUUGCCGGCGGGUCGCGUGGGGUGAUGCUCGUCCAGACGAUGAACAGGGAGGUGCAUGUCUGCAACAAGAUGUUGUCAGACAUUGGCUGUUCGGGCCCGUGGUCCAAGGACAUCAUCGUGAGGGGGAGAGCGGUGGUGCGCUUCAUUAAGGAGCACGGCGCCGCUCUCCAUAUCUUCCGGGGGGAGAGCAGUCAGAUUGGCCUCAUCUAUCCUUGCGAGACACGUUUCGCAUCCGUGUUCGCGAUGGUGGAGCGUUUGCUGGCAGUGAGGUCAGCUUUGGAGAGGACGGUGGAUGGCGAUAGUUGGGGUAUGGUCCAUUGGGACCAUUCAGUUCGUCAUUUGGCUAGGUGGGUCAGGGUGCAGGUGCGACAUAAGAGUUGGUGGGAUUCCAUGGGCAUCUUGCCCCGUAUCAUGGAGCCUAUGUACGACCUGCUGCGCAGGUUGGACCGCGGAGGGCUGCACAUGUCGAGGGUGGUUGAGUGGACGCAGGAUCUGGCCCGCCAGGUGGCAGAGGAGGUUUGUGCACGUCCGCCAGAUCUUGCACACUACAUUGUGCAGAGGGUGCAGGCUCGAUGCGCUCACAUGCUGGAGUCGGCGCACGCCGCUGCUCACCUCCUCUGUCCCAGCCGGCGGGACUUGCGGUACUUCGAGGGCGUGGUCAGCGACUACAACGCGAGCUUGGUGAGGGAGGCGGAAACUUACAUCUUGUCGCAGACAGGGUUCAGUGUGGUGAGCCACGACUACGAGACCGCAUGUGCACAGUUGCGCGACUUCCACACACGGAGGGGGACGAUUGCUUGGGGGGGGAGAGACAGAGACAGAGAUGCACAGAGGUGCAGGGGCGAUGCGGAGACGUACGAGUCCGGGUGUUGGUGGUCGAGAGCUCCUCCAGGUGAUGUGGGCGAUGUUUUCGGGACUCGAGCCGCCACAUUGCACCCGUACCCUCGAGACUACAGUGAUUCCGAGGGUCACGAGGUUGAGGAUGAGCCGGCGGGCCCCGCUAGCACCACUCCUGCGGCGGAUGAGCGUGAUGAGUGGAGCGACCUAGAGGACGUCCGUAGACGGAGUGGCGGAGAUGACCUUUUCAUUCAGGUUGAUUUGGAGGAGGAGUCUGGGGGUCGUCAUGGGAGCCCUUUUAGAGCCUUCGCGGACCCGAGUAGUUUCUCCCCUGCCAUGCGCGCAGAGGUGAUGUUGGGGGCAGAGGGGGAUGAGGACCGGACACCCCCUGGAGAGACAUCUGCAGAGAGGCUGGAUAGGCUUGAUAGUCGUCGAGCGUGCCUCAUGGCACAGAGGGACCCCAGGACGCAAGAGCUCGCCCGUCUUGCGGCCGAGGACCGACAAAGGCAGCUGGGGACAUUUACGCCGUCGUCUGUUGACGCGGGGCCAGCUGCCCACACGGAUACUCCGGCAGAGGUUCACGACACGACGCAGCGGGAGGCAGCUUCGACAGAGGUUUCGAGUACGGGAGUGGAUGUCCAGCAAGGGACGCACGAGAGCGGGUUGGCACCGACAGAGGAGCCACGUUCGGAGCCAGCGCAGCAUCCUGCCGUGGAGCGGAGGCCAGAGGAGACAUUGAAGGAGGUCCCCGACGUGCCUCUGCUUGCGGGUUCAUUCGAGAGUGUCGUGCAUAUGUCCCUGGGUCUGGAGGACAUACCGACGGGGCAGUCAGUGGGCGUUGAUGAUAUUCGCCCAUCGGCACAGGCGGAGGGGAUAGCGCUGGCCAACGGGGGGGACGGGGCCGUAGCGGGGACCGUUGGUAUGUCACAGAGUUUGGUGGUUCGCACUGCUGUGGGGCCAGUGGUGCCACAUCAGGCACCGUUUUUGGAGGGUUUUAGGCAUCCUGCACAUGGCGGUGGCCCGGUCGAGGAGCAACGUGUAGGCAGGGGCGCGUGCAUACCCCCGGUCCCUGCUUUUGCGCCGUCACGGACGAGGCCGGAGAUUAGGCAUGUGGCUACGCCUCGAGGCAGCCUCCCUUUUGGUUUUAUGACCGCUGAGGAGUUGGAGGACCACGGCAGGAGGGAUUUGACGGAGAUCGACCAGCGCGUUUUGAGGGGGCUUACCUUCUGGAGGUUCCGUCGCAGCGGCAUAGGGCGGGGUCGCAGGGGACUUACCUUCUGGAGGUUCGAUCGCAGCGCCAUCUCGAGGCGUCGCAGGCCCUUCGUCACCCUUGAGCGCAGCUCCGAGGGAGGGCGGCAGCCUCACCCCGAGCCAGGUUUGAUAGGGGUUUCCACAAGCGCGAGACGUCGAGAUGUUGUAGCUACAGGGUUUGGCAGUAGAGGGGGUGGCGGCGGUGGCAGUGGUGGUGACGGUGACGACAGACGUGAGGGUGCAAGCGGUGCCACGACGAGCACAGUGGAUCCGCCGCGGACGUACGGUUUGAGAAAGGCGUCGAUUAUUUUGGAGGAGCCUGAUGUUGUUACACAACAGAGGCAGACCCGACACGUGCCCUUAGAUUGACGCCAGGAGGGGGAGACUUCAGGGACUGACGGUCUGCCUAUGGCACGCGAGGCACGCCGACGUG